Clupea harengus (Atlantic herring) is the source of this 7866-nucleotide messenger RNA. It is a transcript of the gene tecpr2, whose product is annotated as tectonin beta-propeller repeat containing 2. Gene Ontology annotation, molecular function: protein binding. The record is from RefSeq and is a predicted model, not a curated record. Lineage: Eukaryota; Metazoa; Chordata; Actinopteri; Clupeiformes; Clupeidae.
ACACUGAGAUUGGGACAUAAUGUAGGCUACAAGCAGUGUUUUCACAAUUGUCCCAUAUGUUAUAGACGCUAAUACAUAUCUUACAUAGAAACAUAAAUAUCUGGCUAUCCAACUCCUACGUCCACUUGUCUUAUUAUUUGUGUGUUGCAGAGAAUGAUACAUAUACAGUAUGUAGCCUGGGUAGUCAGCGGUACGUAAUUUGGCCGGAAUUCUGAAAGGAAAACGUCUCCAUGCUUUCGCAUUUGAUCCUCCAGCACACUGGGUGGCAGUAGCCCAUUGCGUAGAUAGAGCUUCAACAUUCAAUGUUUUGGACUGAAACUGUACGUGCAUUUGUUGUUGACAGACAGAAUGCUAAGCAUUGUCAACCAUGAUCCGCAUCUUUAAUGUCUUCGGUCAACGUUACCAGCUUGUUGUGUUUCUGGCAUCAAUACUUGUGCCUUAAAAGUACAGAAGAUUUUUUACAAAUCGUAAGUUUGCAGGAAAUGUUGACAUUUACUGUCAAUGAUUUCAGAACCUGUAACCUAAGCUAAGCAAGUGACGUUAGCUGACUUGCUAUGCUGUCCCCGGGCUAACAGCUGGUCGUUAGCCCGAUAACUGCUUCUGUUAUGGAAUCGGGUGAGACCAAAACGUUAUCUCACUUCUUUUGUUACCAUGCAUGUUCAUACAUCGCUUAUUUAAACAUGUCUGUCAGAUUAUGCUAUCCUCAGUGUCUUUGAUACAUUAUAAUUUGCAAAGAUGGUCUUAUGUUGAGAUGUAGCCCAUGCCAUGUAAUAUUAGGCUGCAUAUAACAUGAACCCAGCUAGCGACAGCGUUGGUUGUUUGACAGUAUGGCCAGUUGUUGUAAUUUAUAUAUAUAUGAAUACCAACAGAUUAAACGAAACGCGGUUGUUUGUAUGUUUCUUAAUAAGGGGCAGGUAUAUUUUCUGGAUUUACUCGUACUACUUUUGGUUGGUCAUUAUUCAGAGCAGUGUUCCAGUGUCAGGGCGUGUGCAGCAACCAGCCAGCACACGAGUUAGCUUAGUGUUGGAUGAGUUCGUGUUGUCCGAGGCAGGGGCGCAAGCACAGGACAUGUGUUUUAAACUAAUUUCUACAUGUACGCCUGAAAAUCAAACCGCGAUUCUCAUUGUCUUCAUCUGAGUGCCUCCUGUCACACCUGCUGUUGUCGCGUGAGAGGCACCAGUUGUCAUUCAAAGCGGAUCUCUCUGUAGCCACCAUGGCAACACCAAAUCCCACUGCUCCGCUGAAGGAGUUCUCUCCGCUCUACUACCUACUCAAUGCCAUCCCUGCCAAAAUCCAGAAAGGUUUCCGCUCAGUGCUUGUCUAUCUGACGGCCCUGGACAGCAACGGUGAUUACAUCGCAGUGGGCAGCAGUAUUGGCAUGCUGUAUCUGUACUGCAGGCGAAUCAGUCAGAUGAACAAAUACAAUCUAGAGGGAAAGUCCGAGGCCAUUACAGCAGUGAAGUUGCUGAGCUGUUUUGAUGAUCUGGUGGCAGUUGGUACCGCAUCAGGCCGUGUCACCUUCUUCCAGCUGGUCUCCCAGCUGCCCGGCAGGAACAAACAGCUGAGGCGCUUUGAUGUAGUCGGGCUUCACAAGGGCACAGUCACGGCGCUGGCCUGGAGUGCUAACGGCAUGAAGCUCUUCUCUGGGGACGACAAGGGCAAGGUGGUGUUCUCUGCGGUCGACCUGGAUCAGGGUGUGUGUAACCCAGUGAUGUUGUUAGAGGAGCCCUCCGCCAUUGUGCAGCUGGAUUACAGUCAGCGAGUGCUGUUAGUCUCCACCUACCACCGAUCUCUGCUCUUCUACACCCAGGACCAGACUAUGCAACCGCUGGGCACCAAACCCCGCAAGAGUAAUGGAAAGUUUGGGGCCUGCUUCCAGCCAGGGCUGUGCAAGCAGAGCGACCUGCUGGUGUACGCAUCACGGCCCGGCCUGCGUCUGUGGCGCACCGACGUGAGGGGCCGCGUGGAGGACACGCACGUGCUCAGGCCCCUCUUCAACUCGGAGGUGCCCCAGUUCCAGCUCUUCCCACGGUUGGGGCCCACGGGAGGCUACCGGCCGCCCGACCGACAGCUAGGCCUGGUCAGCUGCUUCCUGAAGGAGGGCUGGCUGCUCAGCUGGAACGAGUACAGUGUCUACAUCCUGGACUGCACCAAUCAGGUGAUCAUUGGCGGGCUGGAGAGCUGUGGGGACAUUGUGUCUGUCUCAUGCACAGAAAAUGAGAUCUUCAUCCUGAAAGGUGAUCGGGACAUCUUCCGCAUCUCCAACUGCCCCGAGGGACUGUCCUCCAACUUGUCGGAGCUCUCUUUGCGUGUCACCUCCCCUCUCUCCACACCCACCAUCUUGCUCCCGCCAAACGGCGCUGUGGAGGUGGCUCAGCCAAUCAGGACGAUGGCCAUCAUCGCCGAACCCGAGGAGAGGCCCGGAGAGGGCCAGGAGGUGGAGCAGGUGGAGGAGGUGCAGGAGGACGGCACACCGACGGGCACGGACUCGUCCCGAGGCGCCGGCCUGAUGGAGCGGCUGGAGCCGGGCGAGCUGCUGGCGCUGAAGGGCAGCUGGAGCACCAGCAUGUGCAUCAGUGAGUCGCGGAGCCGCAGCAGCUCGGUGACCUCCUGGGACAGUACGCCGGGCACGUGUGAGUACUCGCCUUCUGACCUCUCCAGCAGCCGCUACAGCACGCUGACGCCCGAGGAGCUGCAGCAGGAGCUGGUGGUGAAGGCCAUCAGGGUGAAGAAGAGGGGCAAGAGAAGGCGGCAUGAAAGCGGUAGUCUUGGGAAUCGUGUACUGGAGCGCAGCAGCUGGUCGGAGAGCAUGUACGCGGGUGAGGGGUGCGGCCUGGAGAGCAGCGAGGCGAUCAGCACCCCCUUGAGCGAGCCCCCAUCGGACCCCACCAGCCUCCUGUACAGCAGCCUGGAGCUCCAGAGCAACACGUCGCCCGACCAGGAGGGCACCCCGACCACCGCGGACUCCAAUCUCACCUCAGACCCAUUUGCCCAAUGCUCACCAGCGGGCACAGACUCGUCGGCCGUCCCCUCUGGCGACAUGGAGUGCCAAGCGGGCAGCAAACAUUCGGACUCGGCAGCCGCGGCCGAGGAGGACCAGGAUGGAAGGAGCGACUCGGCAGAGGGAUCUGAAGGCAAACCCGACUCGUCUGGGGGCCCCCCCGAUGAUGCGGUAGAGGUCGUGACCCCAGAUGUUGACCUCCUGCUCGAGUGCACCUUCUCCUACAUGCAGGCGUCCGAGGAGCCCGAGCCCAUGGAGGACACGAGCUCCGUAUUCACCGAUCCUGCCGACGCCGACGACGCCAAAUCCUCAGACCCCGCCGACCCCCGGCACGCAGAGGCCUUCGCUCUGGAGCUCCCCAUCCGGCCGCUCGGAUACACUCCAUCACCCGAGCCUUCUCCGUCGCCCUCAAGUGACGAGGAGGACAUCUACGGCCAUGGGCUACCCAGCUCGACGUCCAACGAGCGACUGAGGGAUGGGCUGGACGCACUGAGCUUGCAGGGGAUCAAGCAGCACGCACAAGAAGAGUCCAGGUUACACAAAGCAGAUCAGCUGGCGGAGAGCUGGAUGGGAUACUCGGGCCCCGGCUGUGGCAUCCUGAGCCUGGUGGUGACGGAGCGACACGUGUGGUGUCUGGACUUCAAGGGCAGCCUGUACUGCACCCCCCUGCCCAACGGCGUGCUCACCUGGCAGAAGUUUGAGGAGAACGUCCAGCAGGUGGCGCUGUCUCCCUCAGGUUCUCUGCUGUGGAAGGUGGAGCAGAAGACCAUGACGGCGUAUGCCUGCGGUAAGGUCACCAUCAAGGGGAAGAGGCACUGGUACAAGGCCCUAACGGAGACGGCCUGCGUGGCUCUUAGCGAGGACACAGCCUGGAUCAUUCGCACCAAUGGAGACCUGUACCUGCAGACAGGGUUGAGUGUGGAUCGGCCGUGUGCGCGCUCGGUGAAGGUGGAGUGUCCGUGCCCGCUGGCACAGGUGUGUGCCAGGGCCGGGGUGGUGUGGGCGCUGAGCGAACAGCGGGGGCUCUUCUACAGGGAGGGGCUCAACUCCUACUGCCCCGAGGGAGAAGUCUGGAAAAAUGACAAAAUCAGUGAGAACCAGCCCCUCGAGCCUAUGUGCAUAGCGCUGGGUGAGAAUAAUACUCUGUGGGCUCUGGACACCAACGGAAGCCUGUGGUUCAGGACGGGGAUCUCCACCAAACUGCCCCAGGGAGAGGACCAGCACUGGUGGCAGGUAAGCAUCACCGACUACGUGGUGUUCGACCAGGGCAGUCUCUUCCAGACGCUUAUCCACGCCACGCAGAGCGUUGCCACGGCGACGCGGGCGCCCGUGAACCGGGUGGCGGAGUGCCUGCGCGUGGCGUUCCUCUCCCAGCACUCGCAGUGCCAGCCCAGCCUAGUCAGCACCAACGGCAGCGGCGUGUGGAUCGCGUCCGGACGCAACGACUUCCACGUGGCCAAAGGCAGCCUCAUAGGUACUUACUGGAGGAGCGUGGUCCCAAGAGGAACAGCGUCUGCCACUAAGUGGGCUUUUGUCUUUUCCUCAGCUGUACCCUCUAAAGAAGGGAGUUUCCUGUGGCUGGGUCAGAGCAGGAAGGAUCUGUUCUGUAUUUGGGAUGGGGACCUGCAGCUGCGCACCUCCACCGUGCAGCUCCCUCCGGAGACUGAGAUGGUGCAUCUCUCCGCCUGCAAGGAUGCGUUAUGGGGCCUGGACCAACAUGGCCGCGUCCACAUUCGUUCCCUGACUCUGGGCUGCCCCACCGGCAUGCACUGGACCCUGCUGGACCUCAGCCAGCUUGGGCAUGCCAGGCUGGUGAGCAUGUCGUGCGGGAGCCAGAAUGUGUGGGGGAGUGACUCCUGCGGGAUGGUGUACUUCAGGGUGGGGACGCAGCCUCUCAAUCCCAGCAUGAUGCUCCCUGCCUGGAUCUGCAUUGACUCACCUACUCUGCCGGUUGGAGUGCAGCUGGUUAGGGUGCACACCAGCCCGAAUGACCACAUGCUGUGGGGGCUGGACAGCCGCGCCAAUGUGCACGUGAGGGUGGGCAUCACUGACGAGAUGCCAGUGGGCACGGACUGGGAACACAUUCCAGGCCUACAGGCCAGUCAGCUUGCGGUGGGCAUGAGGACGGUGUGGGUACGGUGCCCUAAUGGUGAGGUGGCGAGGCGGUACGGCAUCACCGACAAAAAUCCCGCAGGCGACUACUGGAAGAAGAUCCCUGGCCUGGUCAGCUGGUUAACAGUGACUCCUCUGGAUGAGCUGUGGGCCGUGACCCCGGCCGGCGGCCUGACCCAGCGCCUCACCAAAGCCCUACAGCCCCACAGCCCCAAACCACACCCCUCCACCGGGUCCCUUAGCAACGACGACAUGGAGGACGAGUGGGAAGUCAUCUAACCCCCCCCCCUCAUGCAGGGAGAACUCUUUAGGUUACUGGUCUAGGCAGGACCAGUUGAGAGAAACUUUUUGGUUUUUGUUUACAUCUUUCUUUUUCUUCCUCCUCCUAUCAGCAUUUUUAAUUGCAUUGCUCUCUCGAAGAGCAAUGAGGUUUUUUUAGGUUUUGUUGAAGUUAUUUAGGAUCUUUCCGGUACCUUGUUAUGUUUUGUAUCCUCCCCCUCCAAUCACAACCCCUGUGUUGUGUGUCCAAUCAAACCAUGCAUCUCUAGGAACGGUUGCAUUUGAUUGGCUAGUAGGCACUUUACUUGUUCUCUUUCUAACCUGUGUAAAUAACCGUCUGGUAACAAAGGGAUGGGCCAUGCUUUGUGGGCAUGACUGGCUCAAAUAUGUUCAUGGAUGUUGGCUUACGCUGUACAGACUUAUGACCACUGAACUGAAAUUGUGGUCCUUCAGAAUUGGUCUUAAUCUACCCAUUUUAAUUGUGGAAUAAUUUAUUACAUCUUCUCCAGAAGAACAUUUUUAUUUUUAUUUUUUAUUUCUUUUAGAGGCAAUAUUUUAAAAGGAUCUAUGAGGUACCAAGUAUGAGAAGUCACCAUCACAAAGUGAGAGACACUGGAUGGCUAAUCAUGUAUUCUGUUUAACCUGGGUGUUACAGCUCUACUGGACAUGGUGUUCUGAUUCUAACAAAAGUCCAAAUACCCAUAUUGUUCAGAAAACUAGGCAUAUGGUUAAAUUUGCUGUGGUUAUGUGCCCCUCUAAGAGGUUUCUCAGCUAAUCAUUGGAACAGAAACAACCUGUGGCACUAUUGUCAUGUUUAUGCAACCUCCUGGGAGUCACCGUGUGAUAAAGUAGCUUUCUGGAAUCUAUAGGGAAUUAGUGUGUAAAUAUUAAACCAUACUAAUGGGUCAAGAGUAACUUCACUAGUUAAAAGAUAGUGGGUGUGUGUGUAGUGCAUACUAAUCGUGAUAAGUACUGUACAUGAAGACCCUAGAGUGGCAUUUCCCUUUUACUUUAUUUUAUUUACCUCAGAACAAACCAGGGUAGACAUCUGUUAAGCAUUUUAAUAUGUGGCAAUUCAAGGUGGUCGCUGUUUAACAUUUAACACUUAACUCUUUACAUGUGAAAGGGAAAUAACGAAACAGACGUGUCUGUUUGUGAAAGAUGAUUGUUGUUUUAUGCUGGACAAUUGUCUUUUGUUUUUAAUGAUAUGCACUGGCCUUGCAGCUACGAAUGAAGUUGUGUAUGUGAAUUUAUAGAGUUUGUUAGUGGGGGAGGGGAUUUCUCUUCAUCUACUGUAUGGUCAGCUUUGACUUUCAAUAAGGAUGUGGGGGCUUGAACAGCUUUUACUCGAAGGCUAGCUGCUACUGCCCAUGGACUGCAUGACGGCCAUUGUGAAACUGUGAACCUGGGGAUGGCUUACCGGUCCAAGCUUGGCUUCUUGCUCUUCCUUCCCAUGCUGUUAAGCCUGAGAGAAGUCUCUCCCUUAAUGGAUCUCCUGAAGCUCGGCCAUAAGGGUGUCGGUCACAAGGGCCUCAUUCACACAGAAUACCAGAAGCUUACAGGUUGCAAUAGUGUCAGGUUGCAACCAUGUUGCUCACCAAGUUGCUACUAUAGCACUUGUGUCUUGGUAACAUAAUCUUUGCAACAGCACUUUUAUAACAGCUUUGUCUAACCUUCUAGAUAUACUGGUUGAGAAAUGUUUGAGGGACUGUGGCUUACAUGUAUUCAAUUGUCUCACUUGAAAUAUCUCUGAUUUCUUAUUUGUUUCCUAUCUGAAAAGGAAACACUGACACUAAUACUAUGUGUUAACGUCAUCAUCACUUUAUCAUGCAGACAGAUGCUGAUUUGCCAGUCUUUGCAAGCGCGUCCUGUGUAUCUCACAGCACAGAUAGCCGGAGACGAGAUGCCUGACAGGUCAGCACUGUCUACGGGUCACACUUUAAUUUCCCGUCAUUGUUUCAUCAUGAUUCUCUCAGAGGUCCAACCUGACCUUUGACCUAAAUUGGCUGUUCAACAUGGAUGCCUAAAAAGAUAAUUACUGAUUAUGUCAAGAUGACCAUGACGGUCAAUUACAGGUUUAAGUUCUGGUUGUACUUUUGGUGCUAAAAUGUGAUCUAGCUUUGGGCGUCUCUGAUGUUACUGUAUCUGGACUUGAUCACCACUGACAACGAAUGGCACUGUAUCUGUUGCAUAAGAGGCUUUUGCUGUGCUGUCUGGUUGAGUCUACUUGGACAAGAUAACCCAAUGGGCAAGCUUCAGGAGACCCCCGCCUCCCCCCAUCAUAUUUGUCAGACCUCUGUCUCUUCUGCUCCAGGGAAUAACACAAUAGCAUUAACAACCCCUCAGUGUGCUCUAUAGUAUGCCUGGCAUCAUGUCAGCAAUGCAGCUAACAGAACGACUUACAAACCCAAAUGACUCCCGCCUUGUCUUUGACCCAUGCUUCACAAACUUCACAAAUAAAGAUGUUUACAAUU